Alosa alosa (allis shad) is the source of this 4975-nucleotide messenger RNA. It is a transcript of the gene tarbp1, whose product is annotated as TAR (HIV-1) RNA binding protein 1. The record is from RefSeq and is a predicted model, not a curated record. Lineage: Eukaryota; Metazoa; Chordata; Actinopteri; Clupeiformes; Clupeidae. The transcript is spliced from 29 exons. Bases 82 to 4947 code for a protein of 1621 amino acids. Gene Ontology annotation, molecular function: tRNA (guanine) methyltransferase activity; RNA binding. Gene Ontology annotation, biological process: tRNA methylation.
GCACAUGUUGUGUCCGGAAGUCGUGCGCUGGGGAAAGCGUGGGGAAGACAGCUUGUAGAGGUUGAUUUAUAAUGUUUCAGAAUGUCGUCUCUUCUGAUAAAUGAAUUUUUAACGAAUUGCUCCAACACAUGUAUGGUUUUAGACUCCUUUCUCUGGCCGAUAGAAUCGUGGCCAGAUUUGGAGAGGGUUGAGGCAGUAACCAUCUUGUUGGACGCAGUUAAUGUGAGAUGCUCUGAUGAGAAUCGGGAUAAUUUUUCUGGCAAGGUGAGAGCUCUCUUGUGGGAGAGAUGUAUGCCGCUUCUAAGACAAAUUUCAGAAAAUGGUUCACAUAAAAACGAGUCCGGAAAUAAGACGCUUCACGCUCUUUGUCGCCUGCUUAGCAGCUGUCUAGCUCUUUUGCGUGACUCUGGGGAAGUAGAAAAACUGACUCUUAUCAUCUUACCAGUGUUUCAAAACUUGGAGGCGGAGGAUGGCACCCAAUGCAAAACACAGCUUGAUAUAGACGUAGCAGUAGAGGUUCUUACAAUUCUGCUACCUUCACUGACGUCUGACCCGGAGUUUAUAGUAAAGUUGACAUCAUGCAUUCUCGCAGCAGUGAGAAUCCUGUCGGAUGAACGGGUGUCCAAAAUCCUCGUUCGUGUUUUGUUUGGGCUUCUCAACUGUGUUAGUGACCGCAACAGAAGAGACAUCCUCCAUCGCAUAUUGUUUGAUAUUUGCAGCUGGCACCAAGGCGAAAAUAAUGCGACUGCAACAUCUCGGACAUUACUGUGCCUUACUGCCGUCUCAGACUACCUCUUUCCACCUAGAGAAAUGUCCUUACUACACGAUGACCAUCAUAACUACCUCCCAGACCCAAGAUGGUCACAAUCAUUUUGGCAAAUUAUUCAGUCAGGACUGACCCAUAGAGAUAACGUGGCACGCAAGCGAGCCCUUUACUUGUUGAAGAAAUGUGUCGCUCACUCCGAAGCAGAGAACAUGGAGUUCGCGUCUCUCGAAUCUUCAGACGGAGAUCUUAAGAGGCAUGUUUCUUCUGAAGAGAUGUGCUUUUUCAGAUGGACACCCAGCAAAAGUCAAGUACUGCAGCGAUUCUGGCAGGAUUAUGUAUUGGUGAUAGAGACUCUUGAGGAAAAUCAGAUUCAUGUGGUGCUUCCUGUACUAAACCGGGUAAACACACUGAUUGAAACAACAGCAAGUGACAACAAAGGUGCUGCCUUGGUGCACCCUUCGUGGUUGCUGUGCGUGUACCAGCGUAUGUUCCACAGCGAGAACAAGGCGGUGAUGAAGGAAGGAGUGUACCACCUGUUGGAGCUGCGGCUGCUGAAGUGUCCGGACAUCGCCCUGGCCUACUCCCAGUUCAUUGUUGGCCCUUUCAUGGAUGUCUUGUCUGAGAGCACUCUCUACCACAGGUCAACAAAUCAACUUAUUGGGGAAUGUCCUGAAGUUGGGCUGAAGCUUCAGGAGUUCUUUGUCAACUUCUUUGGCAGUUUACCCCAAGAGAACAAAGGACCGGUGCUUCUGCAGCUGGUGCAGCGGCUGGGAUCUCGGCACUGGUGUGCUGUCCCCCUCCUCUUCCUGUCCCAGGCCCUGGCUCGCCUCCCACCCUGCCCACUGCUAAACCCAGAGGGGCUGCUGGCACUCAGGGAGGUGCUGCGCUGCACGAUGAUCACUCACCAGGUUCUACUCAGAGGUGCUGCUCAGUGCUUCUUGCUCCACAGCGCCCUCUGCCUCACUGAUGUGCAAACAGUGACUCUAGAAGAGGCGUUUAGCUUCCUGGUUCACUUUCGUCCGGAUGAGUCUCUGUGCCGAGGAACUGCACUGUGGAAGGAGGUCUGUGACUGGCUAAUGAAUAAUGAAGACAAGUUCAGGUCCACCGUGGGGAAAUCAAGCACCGUGACACCACAGGAGGUCGAGCUGACCAGUGUAGCCACAGAGGAGGCCUCGGUGGAGGGCUACGUCCAGCGCCGACUGGAGGCUUUCCUCACUGUACCGGCCAGUGCAGAGCCUACAGACAGCCUGCCGGACGGUGGAGAGGCCGAUCUCCUGGCCCUCGCCAUCCUCCUCUGGGCGGACGUGGCGGAGAGCCGUGGUGGAGACGGGGGCAAUGUACAGGAGGCCCUGGAGCGCCUGCUGCUCCCCCUGGUGGACGUCCUGCGCCGGCUCAGCACCAGCCUCUACCUGCCGCUGCGCAAGAGUGACAAGAGCUUACAGCUACUGCUGCGCCUCCUCCAGCUGAGGAGGAGACGCACAGGCGCCGCGGGCCCAGAGUCUAGCGCAGGUGACGGUGUAGCGGCUGCUGUUUCAGCCCUAGCGCUGAGUGUGGUGGAGCCUGUUCAGACCUUCAUGGCCCGCAGGCUGAUUGGGGAGCUGCAGGAGGUGUGUGACAUAGAGCGGGCUGGGUUGUAUCUGGCCGUGCUCCGAGAGCUGUUGCAGGAGUUCAGCGGGGUGCCGUGGUACCGGGGCAACAUGCAACAGAGCUUCCUGCCUGGUGUCUGUGCAGGUAGCCUUCGGAUCCUCAGCGAACCCGCCGAGCAGGCUCCCUCGGUCCAUGGGCAGGUGCAGAAGGCUGUGGCCAUGUCAGUGUUGUCUCUGCUGUGUGAGGUGACUGCAAGCGAAGCGUUUCAUGGCAGCGUUUCUCUCGACUCCUUUAGAGACUACUUCUACCUCCCUGAGCACCUCAACCAGGCCCUACUAAAGCCCACGGCCACAGCCAGUGAUAUUGAUGACAGUCCCCUGCUUCGAGACUGGGGCCGUGUUGCUGCCCAGUUCAUCUGUGACCAGUGGGCCUGCCUGAGCGUCCUGCAGCGGGCUGCUGGCCCCCUGAGAUUUCCAGAGGCCCCAGGGCUCCGUGUGGCCCUGCAGGCUGCAGUGGAGGCGCUCGCGUUGCUGCCCAGUAACCUGGUGCUGCCCGUGCUGGACUUCAUGGCCCUUCUGCUGCCACAGAUGGUGCUGUGUGAAGAGUCUCUCUGUGCAGAGGCGGUGGCUCUCAGCUGGAAGGUGUUGCAGGGGUUGAGCGGUAACGCUAAUGACUUCUGGCCAGCGCUGCAGGCGUUCGUACGGCUGGCCUUCCACAGGACCGCCCUGGAGCUGACCCCAGAACAGGCACCCACGCUGACCAGCACCAUACAGCAGAUCGGCUGUGAGCUGAUGGAGCUGUCAGAGGUCAAGUCUGGCGUGUUUAACACGCUCAUCAGCCACUGCUGCCACACCUGGCUGCCCUCCAACUCAGGAAGUGCACCUGGGGAUGACACCUGCCUCUCCAGCACCCUGACGCACCUAGACAUCCUGACAGAGGCGUGUCUGCAUGGGCCUGUGUUCCGCAGAGACCAGAGGCUGAUCCAGGAAGUCCAGGUUUAUGUGGAGCAGCUUGGGGACCAGUGUGCUGCCAACAUGGUCAUCACCAGUGACAACAGGGACGAGCAGUUUCCACGUGUUUCUGCACUUGCCUUCCUCAGCCACCUGCAACCAUCCAGUGAGCUCCAGCACACACUCAUGGAGAAGCUGGUGCUGCAGUUAGUGGAGAAGGAUAGAGGAAUAUCCAAAUCUAAAGCGCGGUACUAUAGCAACUCCUUGCAGCACCGCAUAAGGAACAGGGUGUGGCAGACCCUGUUGUUUCUGCUGCCCAAACUGAGAAGGGAGUUUGUUGUGGGGACGUUACUGGGCUACGCCUUUGAGGCCGGCUUCAGCAGUAACCAGGCCUCAGUGAAGUACCUGAUCGAGUGGGCCAUGCUGCUCAUGCUCUACCACAACCCUUCACACAUGGACCAGUUCUGGGCCUGCUUUAGUGGUGACCAAGAGAAGACUAAGACUAGUAUCUGCACCUUUCUGUCUGUGCUGGUGCACUUGGACAUGCUGCUGCCCACACUGAAGGACAAGACGGGACAGUGGCGCAAAGCCCUUGAGGUGAUCCUGCAGUGGUGUUUUAGCCAUAACUUCAGCGUGCGUCUGUAUGCGCUUCUGGCCCUGAAGAGGGUCUGGGGCCUAGAGGGGCCACGGGCCGCGGCUGAGGAGGCGCUGGGUGGAGCGGACGCUCUCGGGGGGCUGGCCACAGUCAUCCAGGCCUGUCUGAACCAGGCUGAGGCCAUGCAGAACACCGGAAAUGCCAUGAAAAACUGGGUUAGGAUACAGGAGCAUUUCUUCUUCAGUGUAUUUGACCCACUGAUAGACUAUAGUGUAGAGACCAUCUUCUAUGCAUUCCCCCACUUGUCUGAACUGGCAGAUGACGAAUGGAUACCUCCUUGGAAGUUUGAGAAGAUGGUGGUGUUCUCAGCGAACUCAUCGCUCCCUGUGAGGAACCCAGUGGCAGAUCUUAGCCAGAUGCAGCCGGGUGAUUGGAUCCAGCAGGACAAAGGAGAGCUGGAGCAGGAGGAGCGCUGGGCAGAGGUGCAGAAGAAGAUCACCGCCUGGAGGCUGAGCUUUCAGGACCAGGAGCCACAGCUGGCAGCCCAGCAGAGGGCGCUGCGCCUGGGCAAACUCACCAGUGCCCUCCUGGUGGUCGCCUCGCUCAUCGACAAGCCCACCAACCUUGGAGGGUUGUGUCGCACCUGCGAGAUCUUUGGGGCCAGUGGUCUAGUACUGGAUAGCCUCCGCCACGUCAGCGACAAGCAGUUCCAGGCACUGAGCGUCUCCUCAGAACUGUGGCUCCCGCUGAUGGAGGUGAAACCGGUCGACUUGUCAGGCUUCCUGCAGGGGAAGAAGGCGGAAGGCUACUGCAUUGUUGGAGUGGAACAGACGGCCAACAGCCAGAGCCUGCAGGACUACAGGUUCCCUGAGAAGAGCCUCCUGCUCCUGGGAAAUGAGAGGGAAGGCAUCCCGGCAAACCUGCUGCAGCUGCUGGACGUGUGUGUGGAAAUCCCACAGCGGGGUAUCACGCGCUCGCUCAACGUGCACGUGAGCGCCGCCCUGCUGGUCUGGGAAUACACGCGCCAGCACAUCCCCCCCAGCAACUGACCCUGGACCCCAGUGACCCUGCUUUACC